AUGCAGUUUUACUCCGUCUUGUUGUGCGGUUGGUUUAUUUCAAUUUGGAGUUUUUCUACUUUUGAGUUUUACCAUUGAGGCAGUGAAAAAAAAGAUGAAAUUAUUGCUUAAAUAAUUGAAAUUGUACAGGUCUUACGUUUUUUUUUCCGUCAUUUUAGAUACCGUUUUUUUUCGGAGUUCAACCCAGGCUCUUAUAAUUCUUUCAUUCCUCUUUUCUCUCAUUUGAUCUCGUUUUUACGUAGAUAGUCUUUUCGAGAACUUUUGCUGAAGUUUUUUUUAAAUAGCUCCACGAAAAAAUGUUUCAGUCUUAUUUCAGUAUUACUCCUUUUUAGCUCUCCUUGCAGCAGUGCCGGUCUGUGCCCAGUACGGUGGUCUUUAUGGGGGCUACGGUGGUUACGGUAAGGCUUUUCAAAGAAUUGAUCCACACUCUCAAUGAGGAACUGUACCUAUGGUGUUUUUGCACUGCACUUACAGGCUGCAAUUCGAUGAAUUCAGGCUAUGGUGGUUACGGUAUGAUGAAUCCUUACGGCUACGGUGGAUAUGGAGGGUGAGCAGACGCAAUAGAAAAAAAUACCUUGAUUUUUUUGAAGUAUGAUGAAUCCUCUCAUGAUGGGCGGCUAUGGAAUGUCGUCGUGUAUGGAUCUGAGUCCGCAGUGCGCAGUUUGGGCGAGUACUGGUGAGUUCUCGAUGUUGCUUAAGUGAGCACUUGGAAAGGACAAAAAGAUCAUUGAAUGUUCUCUUUAGCUGUUUUAGUCCUUCUGAAGACAAUCUUUACCCUAUUCACUAAACCCGUCCUUUUUCAGGCCAGUGCGCGACGAAUCCGUUGGUGAUGCGACGGAUGUGCGGCAUGUCUUGUGGAACGUGUGAGUUGUUCAGAAAUCAAGGCUAAAACUGUCUGAAAUGAGUCGUUCAGGCUUGGGAAGCGGCAUGGGCCUCGGACUUGGAGGUCUUGGCGGACUAGGCGGAUUAGGCGGACCUUUUGGGACCGGUCUCUACGGCUACUCCCCAUACGGUGGCGCCACCCUUGGCAGAAGCAUCUAUGAGCAAGGUAGAGUUCCAAUAAAUCGAUCGGAAUUGACACAGUUUUUUCGAAAGAGCAUGAACUUGAGCUGAAACGUUGUGAUGUAACAAAAACGGUGCAUAUUCAUUUAUAAUUUUUUUAAUUCUUAUGUUCAAUCUCUUCUGUUCUUUUUUUGUGCUAGCAGGAUAAAUUCUUUCGAAUUAAAAAAACAUUUUUAAAAAUUUUUAAAAUGACUCUCAAAAAAAUUUUGAAGGAAUCCUCCGCGCUCCGCAGAAGAACGUUAUCAGUCCCGAGUCAAUGAUGGAAAAAGAAAAAAAGGACAAUUUUUUUGCCUGAACGACGAUUUUUUUAAUUAUCAUCUCUUCUUACAUUUUUUUUUUUCGAUCUCUCAAUUGUAUAAUAUUUCUGGAAGUUUUUCUGGUGUCAAUUACAAAUUUUUUUUCAAAUUGAUUGUUUAUGACAUUCUUAAGUUCUGAAAUAUUUUUAUGGCAUUAUUAAGUUCUAAAACAGCGCUGAAUCCGUUGAACUCAUCGUUGCUGAAAACAUCUAGGCUUUGUAUUACAGAGAUUCUCGGACUUUUUUAUUGAUUUCAUCUGUAAAUUCUGUAUUGAAUAUUUUUUUUUCAUAGUGUGCUUUUUUUAAAGAAAUUUAAAUAGUGGUCGCAGGUAAGUAGUUUGGAAAGUGGGAAGGAAAAAGUAUGAUCAUUAAUAAUUUUUAUUUUGAGCUCAGCUAUGCAUAGAAAGAGUUUUCUUCUUCUUCCUACGCCUUUGUACCGCUUGAGCGGCGUCGGCGCCCCAAGUCGAUUAGCCGAGGCCCUAUCCUGAUAUCAGGGAUAAUCAGCGGACUGGCUCUAGUGACAUAUCCGUCCUUGUGUGUGACGGCUGGGUAUUUCAUUUCUUAAACCCCUUGGUUGGGUCGGGGCGGGGAUCGAACUUGUGACCUUGUGGACCGUAGAGAGGCACACAACCUGUUGCGCUACGACGCGCCCUAUGCAUAGAAAGAGUGUUGAAAAACAUACAUUUUUCAAAGAAAAUUUUUUUACCAGCUCGUUCUAAUCUGAUUAAUUCAUUUUUUUCGCGUUUAGUUGAACUCUUAAACUGAUUAAGUAGUCGAAAUUUUGGUUUUAAAAAUUAGCUUCAGCUGGGAUUUUGUGUUGGGUGUACUGUCCGCAGUUCGUAGCAAGUCCGCAAUUCUGCGUGAAGUGAAUAAAGAAAAAAAAAAUUUGAUGGUACGACAAAAUCUCAAGUCCGCAAAUCUCGAGAACCGUAAUCUUGUGUACGCAGAUCUAAAGUCCCAUAAUCUUGGAGACCAAAAUCUUGGAAACCACAAUCUUAGAAAGCAAAAAUCAACGCUUUUGCGAAUAGACUUUUUCAGAAAUUGUAUUCGGUGAUCCAAACAAAAGGUAUAAGUAGAUAAAGUGCAAUAAAGAAGACUAAAAGGGAAAAUUUUUGCUUUCCAAGAUUGUGGUUUCCAAGAUUUUGGUCUCCAAGAUUUUGGUUUCACGGCGUUUUAAAAAGGGUGGACGUGAAGAGAAAAACUGGCAGGCGAUAAAAUGUGCCCUGAUGAAAACGUUCUAACGGCGGAGCAGGCUUGUGCGAGGGCCGGCCCGUCACCCUCCCGGCCCCCCGACCGUUUCGUAAGCCCGGCCCGGCCCGGCCUUAG
Messenger RNA from Caenorhabditis auriculariae, 2683 nucleotides. The record is from the annotation of a GenBank genome assembly. NCBI's taxonomy places the organism in Eukaryota, Metazoa, Nematoda, Chromadorea, Rhabditida, Rhabditidae.